AUGCUUCAACAACGAAUAACCGAUGCAUGGGAAACCUUACAAGAGAUUAUCAAUGUUCCCAAAAGGCAAAGACGGCUUAUUAUGGUUAUUGUAUGUAUUGCUUUAUUACUUGAUAAUAUGCUCUAUAUGGUUAUUGUACCUAUUAUUCCGGAUUAUUUACAAAGUAUAGGAGCAUGGGGAAAAAGUAGUAAUGUAUCAAAACCAGUUGCAUCAAAUGGAAAAGUAACAACCGUAACGAAUGAUGAUGAUGAUAGUGCUGAAGAUGUUGCUGUUGGAACAUUAUUUGGUUCAAAAGCAAUAAUUCAACUAUUAAUUAAUCCAUUUAGUGGUGCAUUAAUAGAUCGUAUUGGUUAUGAUAUUCCAAUGUGUAUUGGACUUUGUGUUAUUUUUUUAUCAACAACAACAUUUGCAUUUGGUCGAUCAUACAGUGUUUUAUUCAUCGCACGAAGUUUACAAGGUGUUGGUUCAGCUUUUGCAGAUACAUCUGGUUUAGCUAUGAUUGCUGAUCGAUAUCAAGAUGAAGGUAGUCGUAGUCGACAAUUAGGUAUUGCUUUAGCAUUUAUUUCAUUUGGAUCUCUUGUUGCACCACCAUUUGGCGGUAUUCUAUAUGAAUUUUUUGGUAAACGUGUACCAUUUAUUACAUUGGCUAUGAUUGCUUUGCUUGAUGGUGUUCUAUUGUUUGUUGUAAUGCGGCCAACACGACUGCGUCAAGCAUUUGAUUUUUCAAAUCAUGCACAUCCAGACAAACCAAAAGGAACACCUAUAUGGCGUUUACUAAUGGAUCCAUAUAUUGCUGUAUGUGCUGGAGCUUUAGCUAUGGCUAAUGUUGGUUUGGCUUUUCUUGAACCAACAAUAUCAAUCUGGAUGCGUGAUCGAAUGCAAGCAACUGAAAUGCAAAUGGGCUUGAUAUGGUUACCAGGUUUUAUUCCACAUGUUUCUGGAGUUUAUCUUACUGUUAAAUUAAAUGAACGUUAUCCCAAAUAUCAAUGGUUAUUAGCUGCUAUUGGGCUUGCACUUCAAGGUUUUAUGUGUAUUUUCAUACCAUUUUGUACAAAUUUUGGUUCACUUAUGAUACCGAUAAGUGGUAUAUGUUUUGGAAAUGCUUUGGUAGAUACAGCUUUGUUACCUACAUUAGCUUAUCUUGUUGAUGUUCGUCAUACAUCUGUUUAUGGAUCAGUUUAUGCUAUCGCUGAUAUAUCUUAUUCACUUGCCUAUGCGAUGGGUCCGAUUGUAGCUGGUUCAAUAGUUUAUGCGACAAAUUUCCUUACAUUAAAUAUUCUUAUAUUUGUCAGUAAUAUUGCUUAUGCACCGGUUUUAUAUUUCCUAAGAAACUUUUAUGCUUUUAAACCAUUGGAAAAUGACGAAUUAAAAUCAUUUGCACAUCAACCAUUACAAAAUGAACCUGACGAAGAUAAUUAUUUAAGAUCAAUAGCUAAUAAUAAUUAUAAUCAACAAAAUGAUACUAGUUCAUCAUCAAAUGCUUGGCCACCAUCAAACACAGGCAUGGGUAUGACAAGAGAAAAUCAAUAUCCACAAAUGAAUAUGGGUCAACAAGGCGCAGUACAUUUUCAAUCAAAAUCAAGAAAUAUUGUUGAUUAUGAUGAUUUUUAA
Molecule: messenger RNA, 1611 nt
Organism: Adineta steineri
Lineage: Eukaryota; Metazoa; Rotifera; Eurotatoria; Adinetida; Adinetidae
Source: the annotation of a GenBank genome assembly